GGUUGGGUCCCGCGCCUACUGCUACUAGUCCCGGAGCAGCUCGCGCCGGGUUCAGCUGCUCGCGCGCACUCUGUCUCCAUGGCGACCCGCGGCGGGGCGGCGGCCGGGAGGCCCUACGAGCUGGUGGUGUUCGGGGCCUCGGGCUUCACGGGCCACUUCGUGGCGGAGGAGGUGGCGCGGGUGGCGGCCGGGGCUGAACUGCGGGGCUCGCUGCGCUGGGCCGUGGCCGGCAGGAGCCGGGACAAACUGCAGGGGGUGCUGGACAGGGCGGCUGAGAGGCUGGGAAAGCCAGAGCUAAAGUCAGAAGUUGGCAUAAUACCCUGUGAUGUCAGUGACCCAUCCUCCCUUGCUGAUAUGGCUAAACAGGCAGCUGUUGUUCUCAACUGUGUAGGCCCAUACAGUUUUUUUGGAGAACCAGUAGUGAAAGCUUGUGUUGAGAAUGGCACAAGUUGCGUUGACAUCAGUGGAGAACCUCAGUUUCUGGAAGGAAUGUAUCUGAAAUAUAAUGAUAAAGCUGCAGAAAAGGGGGUAUAUGUCGUUGGAAGCAGUGGCUUUGACUCUAUUCCAGCUGAUAUGGGAGUCUUGUACACCAGAGACAAUUUGAAAGGUACCCUAACUGCAGUUGAAAGUUUCCUGACAGUGAAAUCUGGACCUGAGGGGUACAGUAUCCAUGAUGGAACCUGGAAGUCAGCUAUUCAUGGCCUUGCAGAUCAAGACAAUUUGAGGAAGCUUCGAAAGCAGAUAGGACACAAACCUCUCCCAAUCAUUGGCGCAAAACUAAAAAGAAGAGGACUAGUGUUUUACAGUCAGGAAUUCAAAGAGUACUCCAUUCCAUUCAUGGGAUCAGACGUCUCUGUUGUAAAACGAACUCAACGGUACUUGCACACAGAUUUGAAAGAAACACCUGUGCAGUAUGCAGCUUAUGCAACGGUGGGUGGUAUUGCAUCUGUUAUUAAGCUGAUGUUUGCUGGCCUUUUAUUUUUUCUUCUUGUGAAGUUUAGCUUUGGAAGAAAUCUCCUGACAAAAUACCCAGAACUUUUCUCUGGUGGACAUUUUACAAAGAAAGGACCAACACAAAAGCAGAUAGAUGGAUCAUCCUUUACAAUGACAUUUUUUGGUGAGGGAUACUGCGAGGGCCAAGAUCCACAACAGGGCAAACCAAAUGUAAAAAUCUGCACCCAAGUGAAAGGACCAGAUGUUGGCUAUGUUGCUACAGCAGUAGCAAUGGUUCAGGCAGGUGUAGCGCUGCUAAAGGAUGCAAGUUCUCUUCCUAAACAAGGUGGCGUAUAUACUCCAGGAGCUGCUUUCUCUAAAACAAAACUGAUUGAUCGGCUCAACAAACAUGGCAUUGAAUUCUCUGUUAUUAGCAAGUCAGAAGCCUGAAGUUUCAAAAUAAUUCCAAGAAAAACUACAAUUGCAUGAACUAAUGUACCAAGAGCUUACUCAGAUGUAAAACCUAAUAACAUUUACAAAUCAGUUGUAUUGUUGCUAACAAUGGUAUUAAAUGGAUUAUAGCAUUUUGUGUAGUCAUUAGUGAACCAGCUGAUGCAAAGAGAUUAACACCACCUCAUGCUUUAGGAGUAUUAGAGGAAAUUACUGCUUCAGCAUCUAUUUAGAUGCCAAAAAUUAUAAUCUUGUAUAAAUAUGAGCUGAAUGGGAUGCAUGUGUGUGUUUUAGGUCUGAUCAUCUAUAGAAUUUUAAUAGGUAUUAAAACUCCAGAAUGGUAGAUUGCGGGCAGUAGUUGGAGAGCUUUUCAGCUAGCAUAACAGGUUCUAAACAUCAAUUUGUCAGUCAAAGGAUUUAACUCCAUUUACCACUGAAGGGCCUGGAUAACAAGUGCCUUAGCUAAUCAAGCCAUUAUUUAGGACUAUUUAGGGGAAGGGACCACUUAUUUGUGCUGGGGUCAUUUUGUAUGAUUUGGUACUCAUAAAAACAAGACAUGCUUCAAUUUCUUGUAAUUCUCAGUAACUUGCUGUAAUGGGCUUUACGGUAGGAAAAUCCAACUCCUUAUUUCUAGGAGUUACACUGAAAAACAAGAACAUAUUAGGAGUAGAUGGAGCAAUUAAGAUAAAGACAGUUAAUACAGGUCAAACAAAGCUAACAAAUUAACUUACAUGUUAUGUAAGUGCAGAAGCUAUCAGGAUAGGUGCUUCAUGCUAUAAAUCUUAUUCAUGUGAUUCUAGAGAUGUGGAGGGAAAUACUUUUGUAAGUUGAAUUUCAGAUUUAGUAUGACAAGCAAGCAGCUUUGGUCCGUCUUUGUGUAUGGUACAGUAUAUGACCUACAGCACUUAAAAUUACCACAUAUUCUAAAAUUGAAGUCUCUACAAAUUAUCUGGGUAAUUAACAAGAAAGCUGAGCUGCUUGGUCUUCCACCAAGUACCAAUUAAAGCAUAAAUAGUUAGGCUUAGCUUAAGGUUGUGGUUUGGCUAUCCACCUACAAUUGGCACACUGCAACGAUUAAUGAUUAAGUAACUAAGUCACUGUUGCUCAAGAAUUACUUAAGCCAUGCUUUCUCUCUUCUUUUUAACUAUAAGAGCAACAUCAUUUUUCAAUCUGCAUAUGCUAGAUUCAAGCUGCUCCCCAAAAUCCUUCAACAUAUAUGAUUGUGUCUCUGUAAAAAGAUGUAGCAUCUGCAGGUUAUCUUCUUCCUGCAAAAGACCAAUAAAAUUAAUGAGUAUAUAUUGGA
This is a messenger RNA of Terrapene triunguis (Three-toed box turtle), 2686 nucleotides long. RefSeq names its product saccharopine dehydrogenase (putative) (gene SCCPDH). The coding region runs from base 79 to 1383 and encodes 434 amino acids. The transcript is spliced from 12 exons. Lineage: Eukaryota; Metazoa; Chordata; Testudines; Emydidae. Gene Ontology annotation, cellular component: mitochondrion; plasma membrane; lipid droplet. The record is from RefSeq and is a predicted model, not a curated record. Gene Ontology annotation, biological process: glycolipid biosynthetic process.